CAUCAACCUCAAGCGGAGUGUUGAAUUGCCAGGGUUGCGAAUCAACACUGCUUUAGCCGCCAGUAUAUUUUUGCACAGCCUUCUCACGAGGUUUUGCAACUCCCAACCGCGACACCUUUCUGUUCAGUUUCAUUUGGCGCGCGGCCGUGUGCGGCCCCACUCCCGGCCAAGCGCCAGCGGUUGCGGACGGCUGCGGGGCACCGGGGGGGCGAUCUUCAAGGGCGACAAACUCGGAACCAUCAGCCAACACGCAAAGCGUCUCCUCUUCAGCCCGCUCCCAUCUCCGAGUCCUCCUCAUUCCGUUGUUUUCACUCGAACAUCCGACGUCCCAUCAACCCAAGAGAAGUUGACGGCCUUGAUUGAUACAUAAUCCUUUUUCUUGCAGUUUUUGGGCCAUUUCUUUCCUCAUCAACAACCAUGUCGGCGACGCCCACAACUGUUCCGUCUGCGGAGCAGGCAGACACGACGCCGGGACAGCUUUCCUUCGCAGAUCUCGAUGGAGAACAUCGCCGACUGCUUGAACGUGCCAUAGCGAGGAUCCUGUCCACCGAACUCGCAGAGAUGACAUAUGCGCAAAUCAUCGACGGGCUUCCCACCGGUGAUGUCGCGUAUGAAUCUUACAAUCCGCCUUACGACAACCAUCCAAUCGACAGCGCCCACGAUGAACUCUGUCCGGGCAUGCUGGACAAGGCACGGCAGUUCCGUGCCGACUUCCAACCCGAUGUUCUCACGUUCAACGCCAAGCUUGUCCAUGAAUACCGCUCCUGCGCUCCAGGUUCAAGAGGAUUCAAGUCCCGCUUCAUUGAAAUGGUGGCUGUUGCAGUCCAUCAAAUUGCCGCUUUGCUCUUUGAGCUCGAUACAAGUCUACACAAGGACGACGGAGUCACUGACUGGGCGCCUCCCAAGUCCGAUGAAAGGUAUUGGAGGUGCUACCCAAAGGGACCUCCUCCUACACUUUUCCGUCACCAGUGGUACAAGGACUACGACCAGUACCCAAGGGGUGUCGCUGAUAUGGUAGGGUACUGGGCCGAGGCGCGCAUCCUCGGCGGCGUCGUUCUAUUCGACCGGCGCAAGCCUGAUACUGAGCCCUGUGAGGAAUCUGGAACUGAUUUCAAGGUCGACCCCGAUGCCGUCUUCUUCCAUUCUGAUCGCGAAAAAAUCACGUAUCGGAUUUACCAACUGCUGCCAGAACAGCGAAGCGAUCUUCUCGAUUUCCUCUUGGCCGAAUCCGCCCCCCCCAGCCCGCUUCCGAUCCUCGGCAAUCAGGACAACCGCAUCCGCGUGGACCCGGAAGAACCGAUCGCAACCACCCGUAUUUAUCGUGAUAUCUGGGAGCGCAAAGAGCUUCCUUCAAACUCGGGUGACGCCAGACGCCGGGAUGUGCUCGACAGUGUGGACUAUCCCACCCCCGACGACUUUUUCGCCGCGGGCCGCCGAGCGCGUGCACGGAUUCAAAGAUACCAAGAUGCGGAUAUAUGGGACUACUGACCAGAGCCUGAGCGUGGCUUUUGUGUACUUUUGUAUGUUGUAGUUAGCUUACUGCCGUGAGUACUGGAGAACGGCAAUACCGAGACAAUACGGAGAGAUGUGUCACUUUUGAA
Messenger RNA from Chaetomium fimeti, 1601 nucleotides. RefSeq lists its product as uncharacterized. The transcript has 2 exons. NCBI's taxonomy places the organism in Eukaryota, Fungi, Ascomycota, Sordariomycetes, Sordariales, Chaetomiaceae. The coding region runs from base 418 to 1488 and encodes 356 amino acids. The record is from RefSeq and is a predicted model, not a curated record.